AGACGCGUCGGAAUACAAAGGCGGGGGAGAUUGGCAGCGCAGCUGUUUCGGAAAAGGCUUCCUGCUCCUUUAAAGACGCUCCUGUGUGCGGUUUUCACAAGCUGGAAAGGCUCUGGGCGGUGUGAGGCAGGCAGUCAGUCAGUCAGUCUCCUUGUAACAGGCAGGCGGCACGCUGACUGAUCUCGCUAACAGGGGCUUCUGUGUAAACUGAGGCUAAACAAACACAGAUGGGUCUCUCCGCGUGCAUUCAGCAAAAAUGCUGGCAAUGCGGCAGGGACUUGAGAUGACAUUCUGAUCCGGCUGCUCCCACACUGUCUCUCUCGCACAAAUCUGGGCUUGGAAGGACAGCAGCUGCUCUGCAAAGCCUGCAGCAGCAACAGCGGCGGCAGCAGGAGCCGCCGCUGCCGCCUCAAGGGUGUGUGUGUGGGGAGGGAGGCUGGAGGUGGCGGGUGGGUGGUUGUUUUGUUUGCUGGGAGAGCCUUCGCGACUUGCGAGAGGGAAAGCAACUCCCUGACGGGCUUCCACCAUGAAGAACAUGCAGCUGGUGGAAGAAGCGGAGCGCUGGAAACGCCUCUGCCUCAAGGAGCUCGGCGGCGGCAGCAGCAGCAGCAGCAGCAUCAAGACGCUCAAGAGGAAGAGCAAAGAGCCCGCCAAGCUCCCGCUCAACGGCUGCAGCAGGAGUCUCCACGCGGAGCACCACCUGAAAGCCCACCACGAGCAGCACGUGCUGCUCGGGGAGAUGCUGGCGGGCAAGGCAGGCUCGCGGCCAGCCAGCCAGGCAAGCGCUUCCAAGGCGACGGCGGCCGCCCGGGAUCUCACGGAGGGCAGCGGCGAGGCGAUCGAUAUGAGGAAAGCAGCUUUCCCUGCGGGGCUCCUGGCGUCCCCCCAGCAGCAGCCCCUGAGGAAAGACACGUGUCUCGGCUCGGUCGGUCUGAAUGGGGCAGAAAGCCAGGCUUUCCCGGAUCAGAGCCUGCCGUCCAGGAUCGUGGUGUGUCGUCAACAGCAGCAGCAGCAGCCGCCGCCGCGACCACUGGAAAGUUCCUACCCGUCCGUUUCCCAUGUAAUUUACAACAGCAACCCCGAUUCCUCCCCAUCGCCUAGGAAACGGCUGGGGGAGGCUGCAGGAGCCUCCUCGGAGAUCAAAGCCAUUCAGCAGACAAGGCGGCUGCUGGCGAAUGCCCGGGAGAGGACCAGGGUGCACACCAUCAGCGCCGCCUUUGAGGCUCUAAGGAAACAGGUUCCCUGCUAUUCCUAUGGACAGAAGUUAUCCAAACUGGCCAUCCUGAGGAUAGCAUGUAACUAUAUCCUCUCCUUGGCCAGACUAGCCGACCUGGAUUACAGCGCUGACCACAGUAACAUGAGCUUCUCGGAAUGUGUGGAGCAGUGCACUAGGACCUUGCAAGCCGAAGGAAGGUCUAAAAAAAGGAAGUGGGGGUUCUACAGGAUGACAUCUAAGUGGAUUGUGCCCUCUCCACAAAUCCAUCCAUGGCAAUGGGAAAGAGAAAGCUGUGCCUUGCCAAAAUCCCGUAACUAUAUUCAGCAGGAAACAGGACUUGAGAGGCAGAAUACUGAACACUAAAAAACACAAAGGGAGUGAUUACGGACAAGGUGGAUCAGCAGGACUCCUGAUGUUGUCAAAGCACACAUUGCUCAUUUGAAAUGAAUAAAUCAACUUUUUGAAGACAUCUUUCUUCAAGGUGGAUACUGGCAAUGGGAACUUUCAAGAUGUGAGAAACCUGCCUGAGAAGAUGUGGAUGUUUUCUUCUUUAUUUUUUUUAAGCCAACCACACUUUAGUAUGUGCAAUGUAUUAAGCACUUUCCCCCUUUGCUUCCAUAGGAAAUAUUACUCUCCACUCAUAGUAUACUGCAAUAUUGUUGUUAAUACCAAAGAUCUGAUGGAGUUUCUAUACUGUCAUCCCAAUCCAGAGGAGAUUAGCUGCUAGCAGAAGCAAUCUUCUGCGUGUAUUAGGAGCUGCCAGCAUAAAUCAGGUGAACAUCCAAAUGCUCAUCCCAGUGUGGAAGUCACUGGCCCCUUCCAGUCAAAUGCAUAUUCCGAUCUACAUUUGGAGGUGAAUGGGGAAGGCAUCCCACUGAAAAUAAUGCAGCAAGGUUAGAUGAGCAGCCAGGUGCACUUCUGAUCUUUCUCUCAUAGUUCCCCAUAUGUGUGUGGAAGUCUGUUUUGGAUUGGGGCAGCAGUGUACUUUUUUUUUUUUUUUUUUUUUUUUGCCUUAAGUGUCACCAUUCUGGAGCUGAGAAAUCUCCAGCAUUCCCUUCAGUAGUGUCAUUAGGAGUCACAAAUCAGAACUUGUGAAUCCUUCUGUAUUUUUUUAUUAUUAUUAUUCCAUCCAUUUGUACAGAUCUGCCUGAAGCACUGAAAGCAGGAUUUGAAACAGGAAGCAGUCAAGUCAUACUAAAAUUUGUUCCGCAGUUGAUGAUUUUUCUUUUCUUUUCAGCAAGCUUAUUGUUCUGUCCAAUUUGGCAGGAGCUGGAUUUCUCUCACAAACACACACUCACACCUAUAGAGGAUAAAAUAGUGAAACAAAGUGAACUGUGCUGUAACGGGAUAUGCUUUUUUUCAGAUUUUUAAAAAAGUGCCAUUUAACCCAACUAAUUAAAGAAGCAUAUUAAGAAAGAAUGAAUGAAUGGGCCGAAUGUAAAGUAACUGAACUAUUCCAAAACAGUUUUUAAAGUCACAUUUUAGAGUUUAGAAAUGUUUUGAACCCAUGUAAUGCAAAGGCAUUUGAAUUCUAUAUUGUAUCUUUCACUUCAAAUUGAAGUAAAAAAAGUAUGGAGAAACUCGCUUGGAGUAAGUAAGCUGCAUAAAUAAUGCAUGUCAUAUGUAAGACAUCUGCUAAUAAUGAAGAAUAUAAUUCAGUGUUACAGUAAAGUAAGAUGGCCUUUUGAAGAAAAGAAAUUAACAUAUUUCACUCAAAUGGUAAGUAUAAUGGCUAUACAGUGGGCCAAUUCAGAUGAAACCUUGGCUUCACACACUGUCUCUUAGCCUUGGGAGCACACGUUGCCAUCUCCCCGGCCCAUGCAGAAGUUGGAAGAAUGCAACUUCCAACUGUGUUUAUAAAUGAGCCAGGAUUGGUCAUCACAUCCGAACCGACCAAUCCUGGCAUAUUCUAAUCAAAGUGCUUGAAAUAAACCACAAUCAGAAUCCAACUUUAAGUGGUUCAGAUCAUGAUUUAUUGGAUUCAGAUCAUGAUUUAUUUCAAGCACUUUGGUCAGAAUAAGCCAGGAUUGGUUGGUUCAGACAUCAUGACCAAUUUUGGCUUGUUUCUAACCACAGUUGGAAGUAGAAUUCUUCCAGCUUGCACAUGGGCAGGGGAGGGGAGAGCAUGUACUCCCGAGGCUGAGAGAUGGCUCGCAAAACCAAUGUUUAAUCUUGGCUUUGUGUGAUGUCUGAACCAACCUAUUGUAAUUAAAUGUGGCUCUCUGUUAUUUCUGUACAAAUUAGGUAUAUUCGUGCUUAAUUUACACAAGUGUAAUAGAUUUGAAUCUAGCCCUUUAUGCCUAUUGGAUUGGGAGACAUCACAAAUCUGUACCUUUUGUUAUAUGUAUUGAGGGCAGCAUGUUCAUAUUCUUUUAAAUGUUAAGCCUAAUCCUAAAUACAGAAUUCACUAUUCAGUUGCCAUCCACUGCUUUUAGAGAACUAAAGGGCUCCAAACUGGUUUCAGUUCUCUCUUUAGCAUGGGAAAGAUAAGUUGAAAACGUUGGUGCAGUUAAGUUUUGCUGUUAUGUGCACAAGCAAGUGUGAGCUUGCUCCAUACCCACUUUUCUCCAUACCCACUUUUCUCCAUACCCACUCCAUACCCACAUGUGCUCCAUACCCACUUUUCUCCUUCUUCACACACAAUUAGAAGUUUCUGUGUAAUAAACUGCAGUUUUCCAUUUCAGCUGAAUUUGGAGAACUGUGGUUUGUACAAAUCACAGUUAAUUAAAACACAGAGAGGCGAGUCUCACGAUCGGUGAGACCCGCCUUUAAAGGGUUUGCGGGGAGAGUGGGCUUAGCCCACUCUCCCCACAGACGAUCCUCAGACAGCCCAGGGCGGCUGGAUAGGCUGCCCACAUGACUGCUGGCUCUGUCACGAAGUUGGCGGGGGCUGUGGGGAUCGGGGGCCAUGUGGCCCAUGGAAGUUCCAAGAUGCCCCACGCAAGCACGCAGGGCAUCCUGGAGAGACUCCCGGGAUCAGGAGGCUUGUUUCAGCCGGGGGUCUCCACGUGUGUUGCCGCGGAGCUGCACCGCGGCAAUACACGAUCAAAAAGACGGAGUUAGCGGAGCACUCACUCUGCUAACCUCAGCUAAGGGGAGGGGGAAUUAGGAGAGGCUCCCGUGGCAGCAGACAAUCAGCAAAAAGUGGGCUGGGCUCCCUUAGCCCGCUUUUUGCUGAUCGUGAGACUCUCCUCAGAAUAUCAAACAGAUCCUGGUUUGCUAUCCUGGUUUGAUUAGGUUUGUGCAAACCAGUUUGCUGUAUUCAGGUGACACAGGAAACUGCAGUUUCUGGCAAACCACCUUCUGAUUGCAUGUGAAGAAAGCGGAAAGUUGAGGCACAAGCCCAAGGUUCCCACAUGCUCAUGCAUAUAAUGACAAAUCAUGGCUUUUCCAAAUGGGGUCAGUACAUUCUUCCUAAAGAACCUCUCAAUGAAUGAGAAAUGGUUAACUGAUUUCUAUUAUUGAAAUGCAAUAAAACUAACCUGCAAAACUCA
Messenger RNA from Hemicordylus capensis (graceful crag lizard), 4710 nucleotides. RefSeq names its product atonal bHLH transcription factor 8 (gene ATOH8). The transcript is spliced from 4 exons. The record is from RefSeq and is a predicted model, not a curated record. Bases 527 to 1579 code for a protein of 350 amino acids. Lineage: Eukaryota; Metazoa; Chordata; Lepidosauria; Squamata; Cordylidae. Gene Ontology annotation, molecular function: DNA-binding transcription factor activity; protein dimerization activity.